AUGAACUACCUGCCAGAAGACAUGGAAAAUGCCCUCACUGGGAGUCAGAGCUCUCAUGCUUCUCUGCGCGAGGUCCAUUCCAUCAACCCCACACAGCUCAUGGCCAGGAUUGAGUCCUAUGAAGGGAGGGAGAAGAAAGGCAUCUCUGAUGUCAGGAGGACUUUCUGCUUGUUUGUCACCUUUGACCUCUUAUUUGUAACAUUACUGUGGAUAAUAGAAUUAAAUGUGAAUGGAGGCAUUGAGAACACUUUAGAGAAGGAGGUAGUGCAGUAUGACUACUACUCUUCUUACUUUGAUAUAUUUCUUUUGGCGGUUUUUCGCUUUAAGGUGUUGAUACUUGCCUAUGCUGUCUGUAAACUGCGCCAUUGGUGGGCGAUCGCGUUGACGACCGCAGUGACCAGUGCCUUCUUAUUAGCAAAAGUGAUCCUCUCAAAGCUUUUCUCUCAAGGGGCUUUUGGCUAUGUGCUGCCCAUCAUUUCAUUCAUCCUUGCCUGGAUUGAGACCUGGUUCCUGGACUUUAAAGUGUUACCUCAAGAAGCGGAAGAAGAAAACAGACUGCUGAUAGUUCAAAAUGCUUCUGAGAGGGCGCCACUUAUACCUGGUGGUCUUUCUGAUGGUCAGUUUUAUUCUCCUCCAGAAUCAGAAGCAGAAAAGUAUGAUUGUGCUACUGAUUUGAAGGAAACACCUUUUGAUCGAACUGAAUAA
Molecule: messenger RNA, 705 nt
Organism: Elephantulus edwardii (Cape elephant shrew)
Lineage: Eukaryota; Metazoa; Chordata; Mammalia; Macroscelidea; Macroscelididae
Product: MLN64 N-terminal domain homolog
Exons: 7
Coding region: 1-705 (234 amino acids)
Source: RefSeq, a predicted model, not a curated record